Molecule: messenger RNA, 1422 nt
Organism: Penicillium nucicola
Lineage: Eukaryota; Fungi; Ascomycota; Eurotiomycetes; Eurotiales; Aspergillaceae
Exons: 4
Coding region: 1-1422 (473 amino acids)
Source: RefSeq, a predicted model, not a curated record
AUGAAUCAGUCAUCUAGCUGGGACGAGCUUGGUCUUUUUGGUAUUAACCAGAAUGGGGUUGGUCUCGAGGCCAACCUAGGAUACUAUCAAAGGGCGGACUUCGCUCUGGAUAGUAUUGGUAUUGGCCUCACUGGUCCGACGCUUAGAAAUCAGACCGUUGCUGGAAUCGCAACACCUACUCCAUUUUAUCUCGGAAUCUUCGGUUUAAAUCCACAACCUCUCAAUUUUACUUCAUUGGGGAACUUCUCUUCGCCCUCCUAUUUUACGACACUGAAGGAGGACGGAACUAUUCCGAGUCUCAGCUGGAGCUAUACGGCCGGCGCUAAGUAUCGCUUGAAGCAAGUCUACGGACAACUUAUUUUCUCUGGAUACGAUACCUCCCGCUUUACUGCAAACUCAGUAUCAUUCUCUAUGGCCGAUGAUACUACUCGUGACUUGGUUGUGUAUCUUCAGUCCAUCAGCUACAGUGGAUCAACCUCGUCCACAUUACUCACCGAGCCGAUCUUAACUUUUAUCGACUCAACUGACCCCAAUCUUUGGCUUCCAGAGAGUGUCUGUGAUGCGUUUGAAGAUGCAUUUGACCUUACGCUUGAUAGCGAAAGUGGUCUAUAUCUAGUGAAUGAUACUCACAAUACUGAGCUCCUAAACUCAAACGCACAGGUUACAUUCCGAAUUUCCGACGUGUCUUCUGGAGGAGAGGCUGUGGCUGUGACUCUACCGUAUGAUGCCUUUGCUCUUACUGCGGAAGCUCCAUUGGUGGAUAACAGCAGCUAUUACUUCCCGCUCAAACGUGCGGCGAACUCUACGCAGUAUACAUUGGGUCGAACCUUCUUGCAGGAAGCAUAUCUUUCCGCCGACUACGAAAGAGGGACCUUCAAUGUAUCUGCAUGCUCUUGGGAUGAAGAUGCAAAGGAAGACAUUGUGACCGUAACUGCCAAAGAUUCUGUUCCUUCCUCUUGCUCGGGAGAUGCAUGCCCGUCCAAGAAUGGUAAUUCUGACGAUGGUUCGUCGUUGACUAAUGGAGCCGUUGCCGGUAUUGCAAUUGCAGCCUUAGUUGGAGUCGCCCUUCUUGCAGCAGUGUUGUUUCUUUUCAUCCGCCGUCAACGCCAGAAAACAGCCAACAAGGCCAGUCUACCAGAGACAGAUCAAUCUGUACUAUCCGGUCCGGUACAUAACGCUCCGCCACCUCCUCCUACCGACCCAUCAGAUGGUUCUACUGCACAGUCACGAUUCUGGUCUCCUGAUGCCAUUCUGGGUGAUGUCAACGACAGUAGCAAUGGCCAUAGCAGCAGCAGUGGUGGAUACGGAAAUCAUGAACAAAGUGUCGACGAAAAUGGUAUGGAGUUAGAUGGCCAUGCUACCGAAAUACAGCCCGUAUAUCAUGAACUGGGCGGUAUUGAAGUAUCAAAGACAGCGAGAUAG